CGGUGCAGAGAUUUGAUGCCUAAUUUGGUCUGCUGGGCGGGGAGCUGCUCCUCUAAGCUGCUAGUAAGUCAAGUCAGGGAGCCGCAGUCAGGAGUUGCAAUCUACCAUUGAAGAGCAGAGAGCAGCUGCUGCCAAAGUACGCAAGUUCUCUCUCUCCGAGUGGCUGAUGGUAAAAAUCUGAGGAAAGGACUCCCAAAAGUAAAUUUGACAAAAGAACCACAUCUCAGUUUCUCUCGUCACCUUCUACAUCCUCCAUCAUGGCUAUAGUCUUCCAUACCAGCCCCCUCCUAUGGACACGGUUGGCAGCCAUGAUCUUCGCCUGCGUGGCUUUCUCCGUGGCCGUGCAUGGCGGCAGAAUCGUCCAUGGCACCGGAGACUGGUGCAUCUUCUGCUGGGCCUUCAGCUUCGCCGGGACUCUGCUCGUUAUCCUGGUGGAGUUGUUCGGCCUGCAGACCAGAGCCCCCCUUUCCUGGAAGAACUUCCCCAUCACCUUUGCUUGCUACGCCGCCCUGCUCUGCCUGUCUGCCUCCAUCAUCUUCCCCCUCUACUUCCUCAAGGGCUCCACAGGCCAGCGUGAGAGCGACUUCCGCAUCGUGUCAACCGUCUUUUCCUGCCUGGCCACUAUCGCCUACAUGUGCGAGGUGAGCAUCAGCAAGGCGCGUCCAGGCGAGGUAGCCGGCUACAUGGCCACAGCCCCUGGCCUGUUGAAAGUCUGCGAGACCUUCGUGGCCUGCAUCAUCUUCGUCUUCGUCAGCGACCCUGUGUUGUAUGACCGCCAGCAUGAACUCAAGUACUGCAUGGCCGUCUACUGCAUCUGCUUCAUCCUGUCAGCGGCCAUCAUUCUGCUCUGCGUAGGAGAGUGCACCGGCUGCCUUCCCUUCCCAUUUGCCCGCUUUCUGUCUGCCUAUGCCCUGCUGGCUGUGGCCCUCUAUCUGUCAGCAACCAUCAUCUGGCCCAUAUUCAACUUUGACCCCAAGCACAACGGAACAAAAGACAGGCCAAGCAGUUGCAGCGGCACGCAGGGGCUGUGCAUUUGGGAUAAGCUCAUGGCGGUAGCCGUGCUCACCGCUGUCAACUUCAUCCUCUACCUGGCCGACCUGAUCUACUCCGCCCGCCUGGUGUUUGUCAGCGCUUGAGGGAAGAGAAAGGAUGUUAGGCCAGCAGUAUGCUCCAAAUGAAACUGAAUUUGGCAUGUUCUCAAAGGCUGUUGAACUGCUGUCAAAUAUGGUGCUGCGAGCAAAUGCCAGUGUACUCACCGCAACUCCGGUCAGUUCGCAUCCACACCCACUGGAGGAGCUCUGAGUCAUGAUGCGACCGUAGAGUUAAACCACAGCUGGUUUAGUUUGAGUUGUAUUGUAAUCUGGUGUGACACUAUUUGUUGUUUGAAAUGUUUAGUUCUUGAGCAAAUUAUAGUACUUGUAGUACAAAAUACAAGACUCCCAUAUUACUUGUGUUACAUUUGACCAAGGAUGUACUAGAGAUGAUGUAUUGGGGGCAGCAAACUAGGCUUUUCAAAGAGAUUGAUCAAAUCAAAAUCUUGUGCUUUUUGGGCCCCAAACUCAAAAUCUUGUCUCUGCAAACCUGCCAAAUUUGAUUUUGUGUGAAGUAUACUGCCUGCCUGAGGGCCUAAGAGAGAAAAGAAGAAGAGUAGAGGGAGAGGUUGAGGUCAGUGGCUAUGUUUACAUGUACAACAAUAUUCCCUUAAAUUACUAAGGUUUUGGGUUCAUGUAUUAGAGUGUGUAUAAACGUCAAACCUUGCUUCCAGUGGCUUGGAUAGACUCGUAACCUGAUUAUGAGAGAGCUGAAUGUGAUUGCUGGAACAUGACAUUAUCCAAGAAAUUAAAAUACAUGUUUAUCCUUUUUAAUGGCAGAUCACUGCCAACUUGGUGCCCAUUGUAAUACUCAAAACAUACAUAAUAUUUUUUUAUAUAUGCAUACAGGAAUGUUUGUUAUCUGGAUAUGAGUAAGCUAUUAAAAUAAUGUCUGACUCUAAAAAGGAUACAAGCUAACACCCAAAAUACUAUGUGCAUGUAAACAUAGUCGGUGAUGACAAAUGGAGAAAAACCAAAGUAAAUGGUAGCUUAUUAUUUUUUGCAUAAUGUAUAUGUCCGUGUUCUGCCUUAAGUCUGUUUUCGAUUUGACGUCUGAAAUAAAGAGACUGCUGAGGAGUAUUUUUGUUCACAACUGAAGAAAUAAAUAAAGAAAACAAUCAAUGAAUUUUAGUUGUAUGGAGCUUAGAUUAAAUUAGUUGUUGAAGAAAAAAAAAGACAAUCAAUUGGAAAAAGAUGGUUUCAAAGAAAAGUACAGUAAAUUUCAGUAAACAUAACUUCACAAGAUUAACAGGGAAUGGGACUGACUAUUUAGUUUUCCCAACAGUAUGCAGUGCAGCUGAUCAGGUUGCAUCAUUUAUCAGUGAACCUGACUGUUUUAAGACUCCAGUGUUACAAGACUUGAAGUAAUGCAAAAAUAGUUUAUGUGAUGUUAAGAUGAGCGCUAGGCCAGCUUUUUGCUCCUGUUAUGAUAUAUGUGUAUGUGUAUCCGCAAGCUACAAUCAAAGGCAAGAAUAUAUAUGUGGAAAGAACAUAUGCAAGAUUGUGGAUUUAAAAAAACAAGUAUGGUUUAAGUGCACUUAAUAUUAGUAUUUUCUAUGUGGGUUUUCCUGGUGUGUCCAAACAUUAAAGCAACUGUUAACACCAAACUCACAGCAAUAAAUUAAUUAACAUCGUCAUCGAUUGGGUCUUUUGAUUUUUGUACUGCUGUAAAAAAAAAAAAAAAAGAAAAAACUCAGAGAAAUAGACCAAAAAUGAUGCUUCUCUCUCUGUUGAUGUUAGUGUUAUAUUCUUUAACUUUUUUAUAUUCCACUGUUCAUGCCUAAAGAGUGCAUACCACAUCCAUGUUGUAGGAAAAUGUAAUCCAAUGUUUCAAUAAAACCACAUUGUAAACAGA
Molecule: messenger RNA, 2946 nt
Organism: Thunnus maccoyii (southern bluefin tuna)
Lineage: Eukaryota; Metazoa; Chordata; Actinopteri; Scombriformes; Scombridae
Gene: myadmb
Product: myeloid associated differentiation marker b
Exons: 2
Coding region: 258-1136 (292 amino acids)
Cellular component (GO): membrane
Source: RefSeq, a predicted model, not a curated record